GUUACUUACAACAAGAAAACCUUAUUUCGACUUGCCAGACUUUUAUUUUGGAAAGUUCAAAUCUAAAAGAAUAUGCAGAACACUGUACAGAUGAAGGUUUUAUCCCAGCUUGUUUACUGUCCUUAUUUGGAAAAAACUUGACAACAAUUUUGAACGAAUAUGUAGCUAUGAAAGCAAAAGAAACAUCAAAUGAUGUGCCAGCAAUAAUGUCGUCUCUGUGGAAGAAGUUAGACCAUACACUCUCUCAGAUCAGGAGCAUGCAAAGUUCCCCAGGAUUUGCUGCCAAUCAAAGAGCCCGAACAAGAAAUGGAAUUGCAGAAAUCAAACGACAGAGAAGGCUUACAUCUCAAACAGCUCCCGUUACUUCAGAAUUGUUGACUUUACCUUAUCUUACCACUUCUCCUUUGACAGCUUCACAAGUUAUUCGACCAACUGGCCAAAUUACAACUCCUAUGAGGUCAAAUUUUGUAGUGGUCAAUCAUUCACAGUCACAAGAUACUGUAACCACUGGAGAGGCUUUAAAUAUCAUUCCUGGUCCUCAGGAAAGGAAAUCUCAUGCCAGUUUAAUGUCUCCUGGUAGACGAAAAAGUGAAUCUCAAAGAAAAAAUAUCACUUUGUCUGGACCUCAUUCAGUGAUACGGAAUUUCCAAGAUCCAAAUGCAUUUGCAGUGGAAAAACAAAUGGUUAUUGAAAAUGCACGAGAAAAAAUACUAAGCAACAAAUCUCUUCAAGAAAAGCUAGCAGAAAAUAUUAAUAAGUUUUUGACUAGUGAUAACAAUAUUACUCAAGUACCUAAACAAACAGAAAACAACCCUACUGAGCCAGAGACUUCAAUUGAUGAGCUCCUGGUACUUCCGAGUGAAAUCCACAUGUCUGAAGAAGCUAUACAGGAUAUAUUGGAACAGACAGAAUCAGACCCAGCAUUUCAGGCACUCUUUGAUCUUUUCGACUAUGGUAAAACAAAGAAUAAUAAAAAUAUAUCACAAGGCGUUUCUACUCAGCAUAUGGAAGCUAAUUCCAAUAUAGUCUUAGCAGCUGAAACUAAUCUAGCAGUUAAAGAGUCUUUUGAAACAGGAUCUGAUAAUCAGUCUGCUCAGCCGUCAUUAUGUACCUCCUAUCAAAAUGAAGACACAUUAAAUGCGAUGAAGAAUGGCAGCAACCAUGAUAUGUUUAGACAGGAAGCCCAGGAAAGUUUUUCCCAAAUAGGCUCUAGCAUCCAGAAAAAGGUCUUUAAAACAGCUGUACCUACUGAACAGAAGUGUAACCUUGACAUCACCUUUGAGUCAGUGCCUAAUUUGAAUGAUUUUAACCAAAGAGGAAAUUCCAGUGCUGAAUGUAAUCAGCAUUGUGCUGAAUUAUACACCAAUCAGAUGUCCACUGAAACAGAAAUGGCCAUAGAGGUUGAAAAGAAUUCUUUGUCUUCAAAUGUGCCAAAUGACUCUCCGUUACAGCCUGAUCAGCCUGAUGUACCAAUAACUUCAUUUGUUUCACUUGAUGGUGACAGUAAUAAUGAAAACUUAAUUCUCUCUGGGAAAAAUUCUCAACUUUUGUCUCAGAAUACUCCGUUAUCUGAAAACCAAUUAAAAAAAGGUCAUUUUUGUGAAAGUUCUAACGACUUAGUAAGACUUAAAACUAAUUUCCAUGGUUCAAAGUCACCAGAUUCUAAUGAAAUUCACAAGAGUAAAAUUGAAAUUAAUAGUGUACUACCAGUUUUGUCACAACAACUCUCAAAUUGCCAAGAUAAUGCUUCACUUCAAAGUAAAAUAUUACCAGCAUCUGUUGCAAGUUCAGGUUUAAACGUAUCUGGGCAAGUAGAAAUUCAUCUUGGAGAUUCUGUCUCUUCAGUUAAACCACCACCUAAUGAUUCAACAUCUGUUGAGUUAAAUCAAACAAAAAAUGAAUCUCAGCCAUCCAAGUCUGAGAAAGUUACUUUGGAUUCACAAGAGACUUCAUCUUCUACAAAAGAAGAUGGAAAUACUAUCUUUAUCUCUUUAAGUGAAAAUGAUAACUGUGGAGAAGUUGCAUUGAUACCUCCAGAAGGCCAUCCUGUAGAAGAUAAUUGCUCUGUUCCUUCAGAGUCUGUCUGUUCUUCAGUUGGAGAUUCUCAUCCUGAGUCUCAGAAUACUGGUGAUAAACCUUCCAGCGAGAGCUCAGCAGAGAUGGAUGAAUCAAAUAUCGUCUCUCUCAAGAUUAUUAUUAGUGAUGAUACAUUUGUUUCCUCAGAUACUGAACUUAACAAUGCAGUUUCUAGUAUUAGCGGAGAAAACUUGCCAACUAUAAUUUUGUCUUCUGCUAAAUCACCUACUAAAAAUGCAGAAUUAGUGAAAUGCCUAUCUUCAGAAGAAACUACAGGCGCUGUUGUAUCUGCUCAAGAAGUAGGGGAUUCAGCUUCAGUGGAACAAAGCCUUUUAGUGCUUAAAUCUGAAGACUCUACAGUAAACAAUACUCAGAAUGAAGAUGGCAUUGCAUUCUCAGCCAGUGUUACACCAUGUAUCCCCAAGGAUGGAGGAUACAUACAGUUGAUGCCAGCUACAAGCACAACUUUUGGCAGUUCAAAUAACAUUCUGAUAGCUACUUGUGUGACUGACCCACCAGCCUUCGGAACAACUGUCAGUCAGUCUAAUGUGGUAGUGUUGCCUGGAAAUUCUGCACCUGUGACUGCUCAACCUCCAACACCUCAGUUACAGACACCACCAAGGUCAAACAGCGUAUUUGCUGUCAACCAAGCAGUGUCACCAAACUUUUCACCAGGGUCUGCCAUCAUAAUUGCUUCUCCAGUUCAGCCUGUACUCCAGGGGAUGGUGGGAAUGAUCCCUGUUUCUGUGGUUGGACAGAAUGGAAAUACGUUUUCUGCUCCUCCGCGACAGGUCCUUCAUAUGCCUUUGGCAGCUCCUGUGUGCAAUAGAAGUAUUCCUCAAUUCCCCAUCCCUCCAAAAUCUCAGAAGACUCAAGGACUAAGAAACAAGACUUGUAUAGGAAAUCAGGUAAAUAAUUUGGUGGAUUCGUCAAGUCAUUCAGUUGGGUAUCAUGCGCAAAGAACUGAAGUUUCUGACAAGAAUAUGGACACAGAUCUGGGGAAAAAAUCAGAAGAAAUCACAUUAGAGAGUGUCGUUCCAGCUAGCAAACCAUUUGAAAGUCAUAGACGUGUACUCUGUUUUGAUAGCACUGUUUCUCCUGUGGCAAAUACACAGGGGCCAAACCAUAAAAUAAUGUCCCAAAACAAAGAAAAGAAUGAGAUUUCUUUACCUAAUCUUGACUCACCUGUUGUGUCCUCCACGUUAAUAAAACCUCCUAAUAAUGCCAUAAAAAAAGAGAGAGAGAAACCUCCCAUGCCUAAGAUUUUAUCUAAAUCAGAAACUACCAUUAGCCGACAUACCACUGUAAGAGAGACUCAGCCGGAAAAGAAAGUUUCGACCACGGAAACUGUUCUUGAAUCUUUCCACAAAGCAACAGCUAAUAAAGAGAAUGAAUUACACAGUGAUGUGGAAAGGCAAAAAAAUCUGGAAACUUCUAAACUAUCUAUCGGGCAGCAAAAUGGGGGUUUACGGAAUGAGAAAACUAUAGCUUCACUGCAAGAAUUGACCAAAAAACAGAGCACAUCUUCAAAUGGUAAAAAUACCGUUUCAAUAGGUACAGCUGUGAAGGAUUUAAAACACGAACAAAAUAAAUCUACCAGUUCUUUGAUGACCACAGAAAUGCUACAGGAUGUUCAGCGGCAGAGCCCAGGAACUAGGCUUGCUGAUAGUAAUGACUUAUCUGUACCCCGGACACCUGGCUCAGGAGCUGGGGACAAACAUAAGGAAGAACAUACAGAGGGUAUCAAGGCUCCCUCUAGUAGACGUUUUGCUGAUGAUAGCAGCACACCCAAAGUAAUGAUCCCUCCUAUUACUCCAGACUUGCCUGCCUGCAGCCCUGCCAGUGAAACGGGCAGUGAAAACAGUGUAAACAUGGCUGCCCACACGUUAAUGAUCCUCUCCAGAGCGGCCAUCUCUAGGACUGCUUCAACUCCUCUAAAAGAUAACACACAACAAUUUAGAGCAUCUUCAAGGAACAGCACCAAAAAACGGAAGAUUGAAGAAUUAGAUGAACGUGAGCGUAAUUCCCGUACUUCUAGUAAGAAUCUUGCAAAUUCAUCAAUACCAAUGAAAAAGAAGAAAAUUAAGAAAAAGAAGCUACCGAGUUCAUUUCCAGCUGGCAUGGAUGUGGACAAAUUCUUGUUAUCGUUGCAUUAUGAUGAGUAAAUAUUUCUGAACAUUUAAGAACAGCUGUUUAAAACUCAUACCCCUUAAACUGUGA
Tupaia belangeri chinensis (Chinese tree shrew) is the source of this 4296-nucleotide messenger RNA. RefSeq names its product nuclear protein, coactivator of histone transcription (gene NPAT). Gene Ontology annotation, cellular component: nucleus. Lineage: Eukaryota; Metazoa; Chordata; Mammalia; Scandentia; Tupaiidae. The record is from RefSeq and is a predicted model, not a curated record. Gene Ontology annotation, molecular function: protein binding; transcription coregulator activity.